Molecule: messenger RNA, 5060 nt
Organism: Micropterus salmoides (largemouth bass)
Lineage: Eukaryota; Metazoa; Chordata; Actinopteri; Centrarchiformes; Centrarchidae
Gene: efna5b
Product: ephrin-A5b
Exons: 5
Coding region: 1-693 (230 amino acids)
Biological process (GO): regulation of cell-cell adhesion; regulation of actin cytoskeleton organization; ephrin receptor signaling pathway
Cellular component (GO): plasma membrane; external side of plasma membrane
Molecular function (GO): ephrin receptor binding
Source: RefSeq, a predicted model, not a curated record
AUGCUGCAAAUGGAAAUGGUCAUCUUCAUCUGCCUGGUGCUGUUGAUGUGUGUAUUUAGCCAGGAGCCCAGUUCCAAAGUGGUGGCCGACCGCUACGCCGUCUUCUGGAACCGGACCAACGCCAAGUUCCAUCGUGGGGACUACCACAUCGACGUGUGCAUAAACGACUACCUUGAUGUCUACUGUCCUCACUACGAAGAUGCGGUGCCUGAGGAGCGGACGGAGCGCUAUGUCCUCUAUAUGGUUAACUACGAUGGCUACAGCACGUGCGACCACACCGCCAAGGGCUUCAAACGCUGGGAGUGCAACAGGCCACACUCCCCGAACGGACCGCUCAAGUUUUCAGAGAAGUUCCAGCUCUUCACUCCCUUCUCCCUGGGCUUUGAGUUCAGACCGGGCAGAGAAUACUACUACAUCUCCUCCACCAUUGCUGAGAAUGGGAGGAAAACAUGCCUGAAGCUUAAAGUUUUCGUCCGACCAUCAAACAGCUGUGUGAAAACUAUAGGCGUACAUGACCGCGUUUUUGAUGUAAACGACAAAGUAGACAAUACAUUAGAACCACGAGACGAUACCAGCCAUGAACCAGCUGAGCCUUCCCGAAGUGACGAAACAAAUGCUGCCCCGCACCUGCAGAAAACAAGUCCACUCCUGGCUUUGCUGCUGGUCUGCCUACCAGCACUUUUCACUUUAUAGCGCCUCCCUCUGUCCCGGAGGGCAUUUACACCUAGCGUGGCCUGAAUCUGCCCAAGGCUGCAGGGAAGGGGUGGGAUUUGGGUGGAGUGUUUUUGCUUGAUUGGGCAUCAGAGCAGGCUUCUCAAGGAACCCUCUAUUUUUUUCAGAAAUAUAUUUAAGUGGUCUUUCUCCGUCUGUGAGUGAAAAAAGUUGAUGUUGGAAGUGGGAGAGACAGUUCCCCCUCUUAAACCUUCAACUAAGAUGCCAAAUCCCUUUUUUUGACACUUAGUGAUUCUUAUUUUCCCGUGACUUUUUUGUGACAUCCCUUUACAUCAUGUUUAUAUCAUUGCAGCACUGACGUUUACCCACACACAUGUACACACACACACACACACACACGCUGACAGAGUCAAAAAAAAUCCCUCUAGAGUAACAGUCAAUAGCGGUAGGAUUUUUAGUUGUAUACAGUAGCAGCAUUACACAGUAGGAAAGAUUCUAGGACUUAGGAAGUACUGGACAUACACAAUAGUUGUCCUGAGACCUCUCAAAAAGCCUUUCAGAAAAUAUUUUGAUCAAGUUCUGCUAGGUCAUGAAAAGCAGAUUUCUAUGCCUCCAUUUUACUGGGAAGUGCAGUACAAAGCUGAAAGAUGAAGAAGUAGGAAAAUUAGAGUAAUGGUUUUAAGCAGAGGUCAGACUGGAAACCACAGCACUAAGAAAUACGUACAUGGCAUGCACCUUAGCACGCUGAUCUUCAGACUGUCCUGGUUUAAAGAUAGUGCCCAAUUUUCUCUUGAAUACAAAGUGUAUGAAUAGGUGAAUAAGCUACUUACGGCUUGACUGAGUGAGUGUAAAACCCAUGGAACCAUGAGGCAACUUUUUCUUGUCCUCCUUCUUGUCCAUUGUGUAGAGCAUGCCGGUCCGCUCAAUAAAACACCUCUCAAAGCAUUUUGUUCACUCUGACUCACAAAACAGCUAAAUUGAAACUUUCUCUCCAGACACUUUGUAGACUGCUAUUAAGAGCGAGGAUCGAUAUCUUUUGAAAGUUGAUCACACAAUUUUACGGCAAAGUCACAGUCAUUUUAUGCAAUGUUUACUGAGCUGGGCAGCAAUUGUUCUCUCUGUUCCAUUUGAGUAUUAUUCAAUAUUAACACGCCCAUAGACAUUUGCAUCUACAGCUUUUUUCUCUGAUACGGAUUGUUGAAAGUGAUUGUUUAAAAAAUUAUUCACAGCUAAAUUGGACACUUUUUUCCAAACCAUUAAGUUAUUUUACUUUGUGUCUCCAAACAUUGUCUCUCACAUUGCAGACACAGUAAACUUUGUAUUUUUUUGUAUUGUCUGAAAUCCACUUCAAUGACAACAAUAACAGAGGUCAUGGGGGGGUGUUUGAAAGACACUUCAAUUCACAGUGCCAUAUUUUUUCUCACGUCCUUGUCACUUAAACAUAACCACAGCUUUGACUCACGCUCAUGAAAUAUUAGUUAGCUGGUUCUCACAUUCAGUAUUUUGCAGCAGUUAGUGCAGCAUUUAGAUGCUCCAAUUAGUUGAAAACACAUUGUGUAAACAGAGAAACUAUCCAUUUAAUUCAAGUCUGACCAGGUUAAUGUUAGCACUUACAUUCAAAUGAAUUCACCGUGUUAUAAUGAUAUUUAGCUUCCUUCAGUUCCCACAGAUGCACAUGGCGAGUUAGCUUAAUGAAAGCUAUUACGUCUUUUUUUCCCCAAAAACAGAAGAGACUUGUUUCUUUGCUUUUAAAGAAGGACAGACAGAGAAAUUAAUUUCCUUUAAGAGCCAGGUUUUUAUACGAGAAAUAUGUCACCAAUUGCUUAUGAAAGAUAGAAAAAGAGCAAGAAAAGCAGGACAGGAGCAAUUGCAUGUCCACCUUCAGUUCCUAGUGUUACCGGUUUAAGUGACUCGUUAAUGAGGUUCAAAAUGACAGGCAUGUGGACCCCAUGUUGUGGCAAAGGGAGUUAUUUCUGGUAUUAAAAAUAGAUGGUGGAAGGCUUGGAGGGUCUCGGGAGGGGGGGGUGUAGAUUUCCAUGGGGGGGGGUUACAGCACUGAUGACCUUGCAGUUUGAGAGAAUUGGCAAGUCAAGGAGACGGAGAGAAUUAAAGGAAGAGACACACACACAGGAACAGAUAGAAAAGACAUGGGAGGCAGCCGGAGGUAGUGUGGCUAGAGUGCCUAACAAAACAAGAUAAAACAACUAAAAAUCCAUGCUACACUACUGGGGGAAAAAAACACCUCAUCCAAUGGUAAACCUAUUGUUCAGUAUCAUUCGGUCUCAAAAGGCAUGCACUGUUUUGUUUUUGCUGUUUUUUUUUUACUAUUUUUGUGUUAAUUUUUUUUUCUCCCCAGAAAGACUGCCUUUGCCUUUAGUCAUUUGUUUUUUGCGCUACGGUAACAAUGCUAUUACAGCGGAAUAGCAGCUCAGCUAUGGGGGGUAAUAGGAGACGAGGCCAUUUAAUGAGGUUCUAAUUUUCAGGAGAACACCACAGGGAAUGAGCACUGCAUCCGAUUCAAAAUGGACGCUUGUCAGCAGAUUAACACUAAACUUUUAUCAGAAACCAGCUUCAAUUGUACUCUCUUAUAAUUACCAAUACUACUAUUUGUCAUUAUUGCUAUUAUUACCAUGGUUUAUUCUGUACACACCAUAACCUGGGAAAUGAGGAUCAACUUAUAAACUGGAUACUGUGUAUCCUGAGGUAGUCAACAAUAAAACAUGUAGUAUUAGGUUAGUAUCUGUUUUGUACCUUUCUGGAGGAAAAAAGAAAAAAAUGAGAUACAUCAUUGUUAAAACUGUAUAAUUAUUAUUAUUGUUAUGAUGAUGAUGAUUAUGAUUAUUAUUAUUAGGAAAACUUCUUGAUGUAAAUAGUGUUUGAUAUUAAAGUAUUAAUUUGGUUCUUAUGUCUUUUCUAAAAAAUGAAUACGGUAUUAUCUCUGGGUUUUGCGGAGUGUGUACUGUCCUCAAACAAUGCAUUGUGUGCUUUGAUCCUCAAUGCCUAAUGAAACUUUGAGCUAAUAUGAAGGGGAAACCUGUGGGAACUGUACACCAGUGUACAGACGGCUGGACAUUAGCCAAACGAGUGGCUCACCUGUUACAUGUUUCAAACCAGUCACCAACCUUCACCAUCUCUUCACAUAAGGAUCCUGCCUAGGAAAGAAACACUUAAGACGGCUUAUUUGUACUUUUUUGCCUUCAGUGUUUGAAAGCAUGUUGGUCAGCUGAAAGAUCUGCCAUGAGUGGACUGUUUUGCUUUUUAAUGGAAGGAUCUUGCCAGUUUCAUUAUGUGGCAUGCGCAUGAACUUGAUGACAUGUAAAAAAACAAAAAAACAAACAGAAAAAUUUUAAAAAGAAAGUUUUCUUUUGCUCUUAUUUUCUUUUCUUUUUAAGACGUGUUAGAUUUUCAGAUCACUUUCAUGUUGCGUGUUUUUUGCAUCCCCAUUUGAGUGAUGUCAUUAAGCUGUGUAGUGACAGAUGACAAAUGUACAUAACACAAACCAUUGUUGUGAAGUUACAGUGGGGGUCGGUCAUUUUGUAGUUCAAAAGCAACUUUUUUUGUCUCCUAAGAAUGACUCUUUCUGUACCCAUCUACUGAAUUCAUCCCAUGUAGUUGCAGUCUGUCUCUUCUGACUAUUCAUCCUCUUUCUGCUCUCCCAAGAGGGGGCGUUUUAUGGGAGUGUAUACAUUAGUAUGUGGACGUUUUUUCCAGUGUGAAAAAAUGUGUGAGACCUUUGAGUUUGUGUGUAUGCGUCUCUCAUUUGCUGUUGCCACAGUGAAUGGGAAGCGGCAACACUCUUUGGCAACGAAGAGUGUUUCCCAUGCCUUAGCCCUUCAGCCUCUGCCCUGGCAGCCACGUCUGUGUACAAGACGCUUUCUGCCAUUGUGCUUUACACGGAACGGCUGCUGGCGUCGAAGAGGCUACAACAGGGCCCUUCACUUUCUCUCCCUUUUUAACAACCCUGAACCACUUGUCCCUACGGUAGACGUCGGUCCCAAGCACAGUACAAGGAUUAGUGCACCCCCUCCACCAAAUCCUGAACUGGAUUGUUAGCGGGGUAAAGCCUAUCAUCGAUCCAGGUACUGUGCGUGCAGGGCAAAGCCUCUCUUCGUCAGCUCCCCUCUGGCUGAUGAACCACUUCAUUUUGUGCACCUGUCCUGUCCCAUUCUUCUUGUGCUUGUAUAACCUCCACCACACCACCUGCUGUCCUUCUUCCCUCACCUUUGAACCCCGCUCCCACUUUGCCAUCAGUGGGGAAUAUUUCCAACCUGCUCUUUUACAGUAUAUAAACAACAACAAAAAAAUUUGACAAAAAUGAUCUGUAUUUGUAUAUACACGUGUCUGAGCAACUAUGAGUAAUACAAUAAAACGGAAAUACAUUGCUUUGA